Messenger RNA from Silurus meridionalis, 3102 nucleotides. It is a transcript of the gene senp5, whose product is annotated as SUMO specific peptidase 5. Lineage: Eukaryota; Metazoa; Chordata; Actinopteri; Siluriformes; Siluridae. The transcript has 10 exons. The record is from RefSeq and is a predicted model, not a curated record. Gene Ontology annotation, biological process: protein desumoylation. Bases 376 to 1935 code for a protein of 519 amino acids. Gene Ontology annotation, cellular component: nucleus. Gene Ontology annotation, molecular function: deSUMOylase activity.
CCGCGUGACGCGAUCAUCCUGCGACAGAGUCGGUUUACUAGCGCGACAGAAGAUCCCGUUAUAAACAUACAAAUGUAACGAUUUGAAUGCUGCAGGCGCGAUUUGUCUCAGCAGCAUUUGUCGCAGACGCGUUUGCUCCGUGACAAUGACGCACACAUGUAGAGAUAAAUAAAUGCUGAAUGCUCGUGUGCUUGCGUCGCUGUUAUACUUGAACGUAGCAACCGUGUCCUCCGUAUAGACUCUCGAGCAGCUAGGCUAACGCUGCAGCACGGUCCAACUUGAAAUCCACGUGGGAGCAGCCUGAUGGUGGAGAUCUGCUAGAGCAGGCAGGCAAAGGCCAGCACAGAGGGCCUGGAGGAAUGGGCAAGGUUGGACAUGAGAGUCCAAGUUCAUAACAGCUCCGACCAGGCAAAGCCGGCAGCAGCCGAGAUGUCGGAGAAUGGCCGCGCACGGAGGAAACGCGUGCCCAAGUUAUGCGACUGCUGUGGGCCGAACAGCAAAGCUCACGCGCUGGGUCAUGGGCCAGUCACGAAGAAACGCGGCCGCAGGAAGAAGGACGUGGCGAACGAAGUAGAGGUGACGACCGACAGCCAUUUAAGCUCUGCUUUCGUAGACCUAGCAUCGGACACGACGGACGCUAUGACUGUGUGCGAUAUGCAACAUGUAACACUUCCUGAACCAGGCCUGACACUGAGUGGCGAACCUCCGCUUCUGCACAACGGCACUGCGAUCAGCCCGGAGAACAGCCCGCAAACUAACAGUGAAAGCAACGAUGCCGAUUGCACUUCACUCAGCGACUCAAACGAGCCCGGCUUUGUCACGCACAGUACAACGCAAGCCAGUUUGGAUGCACACUGUGAUCCUACAACACCUCUGGACUGCAUACACGGCAGUCCGACCUCAGACGGCGACUGUACUGAAAAAUCCGUAGGUCCUGCCGCAGAGAGCGGCAGCAUCACGACCACGGCUCAGCCCACAGACACCGACGCCAUGGAAAUUGAACACGCCAUGUAUGAAGUUUAUGUGAACACAAAGGCUUUAAGGGACCACCGUUACUGCAAACGGCCUCACGCCGAGGCAGAAGAAGAGCAAACGAAUAUCUCGCAGCCUCCUACAGCUGAAAUCCAGCAGGAAGACGUUAUAGAACUCCUUCAUGAAUACCUCGAACUUUUCUAUGGGAAGUAUGGGAGCUUCAUUCCACUGAGCGAGGAGGACAUUCUUGAGUACCUGAACAAACACUUGAACGGUGACUUUAAAGACCGAAGGAAAAUGAUAAACAAGGAAGUGCUGAAGUACAAGGCCGGCUUGGCCUGCGCAUCGAUGCACUUCUUUAAAGUGGCCUACAACAAGCACACUCUGGCACUCGAAGACCUCUCAACACUUGAAGACCAAAACUGGGUCAAUGACCAGGUCAUAAACAUGUAUGGUGAAUUGAUCAUGGAUGCUACAAGCCACAAGGUCCAUUUCUUCAACAGCUUCUUUUACAGACAGCUCGUAGCAAAAGGCUAUGAAGGAGUAAAGAGGUGGACGAAAAAGGUAGACGUGUUCUCUAAAAGACUGCUGCUAAUUCCCCUCCACUUGGAGAUCCACUGGUCCCUGAUUACUGUGGACGUCCCUAAGCAAAACAUAAACUUCUAUGAUUCCCAAGGAAUAUUGUUCAAGUUUGCUGUUGAAAACAUUUUGAAAUACAUCAUAGCAGAGGCAAAAGAGAAGAAGCACGCUGCUCUCCAAAAAGGCUGGAAGAUGACCGUCAACAAGGGUAUUCCACAACAGAAGAAUGAUAAUGACUGUGGAGUUUUCGUUCUGGAGUACUGCAAGUGCCUGGCAUUUAAAGAACCGUUGCAGUUCACACAAGAGGACAUGCCCAAAGUGCGCAAAAGAAUAUACAAGGAACUCUGUGACUGCAAGCUCACUGACUUACAAAAACAGGUCUAAGUUUCAUGUUCGCUCACAUGCUGGUCAAUGGAUUUUAUUCGUAUUGUUUUGGGUUACGAUGGAAAAGGACCUCGGGGGGCAUCAGUCUGGAUAAAGAAACUGACUUCAAGAUGCCAAAACAUCAGCCUUCUGCACGCGUCGUUUACAGACGCCGUUACCCGUUGGCUACUUUUUAACGAUCUUGCGGCAACCUCAGAAAACAAACAAGUCCCUUUUUGUGUUCAUUUCUUUGUCCUAAGCUUUUGCAACUCGCUAAAUCUUUUAUCCAUGUUCAAAACCAAGUGGUUCUUUCAGGUUCCUUCUCCACAUGUACGCAGUGUGGGAUACACAACAUGUAACUUGAAGGACGUGCGUUUUAUAUUCCUGACUGCAUUCUGUACGCGAUUCGAACAAACGACAAACUUUUAACUGAAUGUACUGUUACAAUUAGGUUCAAAUUUUUCUUUUUUUCUUCUACUUUUUCUUCCCUCCCCAUUGGACUUGACAUGUCAACAACAGUUCCUUCACAGAUCCCAGACUGACUAUGCUUUCUAAAUGGGCCAUAUUCUUUUAAUCUUUCAUACUCUUUAUUAGAAGCACUCUAGACACUUUCUUUAACGCUUUAACGGUUUUUUUUUUUUAACGUCUUCUGAGAGUUCCCGUAGCAUGUAGCUGUAAGUUCCGUUUCUCGGUUUCCAUAAAAGUGUUUUGUGUUCAUGAUAAAGACGAUUUUUUGAAAGAAAAAAAAACAAAGAAAAAAAAACGACGCACCUCUGGAAGGGCGAGUUUGUGGUUAGAAUAAAAAGCCAGUUAAACCCAUGUAUGAAAUUCAACCAGACAGAAGAUCAUGUAUUCAUGAAGACCGAACAAUGACGAUAUUAAUGAUGGCCUCACUGUAAAAAAACAAACAUAAAACAAAACAACAAAGCUUUAAUGUGUCUGGCGCUGGCACAGGAUGGUACAUGUUUUCCCAGCACAGUGCUUGUCUGUGUAUGGAAUCCAGAAUGACCAACAGUUAAGAGUUAAUAUGGUUAGACAUCUAUUUGUGGGAUACUGUAUUUUUUUUAUUUUUUUAGUUACUUGAUAUGUAACUACAAAAUUUGACCUCAGUGAAAUGCUUCUGUUUUCUUCUGUUUGACUACUAUUUGUCAUUAUUUAAACAACCAUAUAAAACCAUUCUUGUUAACA